Molecule: messenger RNA, 3954 nt
Organism: Akanthomyces muscarius
Lineage: Eukaryota; Fungi; Ascomycota; Sordariomycetes; Hypocreales; Cordycipitaceae
Exons: 15
Coding region: 1-3954 (1317 amino acids)
Biological process (GO): triglyceride catabolic process
Molecular function (GO): triacylglycerol lipase activity
Source: RefSeq, a predicted model, not a curated record
AUGCUCGAUGUUGAAUUUUACAUACCAACAGGAGAGGACAUGGCAAAGGUUCACGCGAAAUUUAUUUCUUCGUUGAAAGAAACAGGAGCUGACUCUGUCUUACCUCCCGUACUCCCCAAAGUCAUUUCGCUGGCAAAUGCCAGUUCCCACGAUCUUUCCCAAGCAAGAGAUCUUGUCGACGAAGCAAUCAAGCAACAGGGCGAGUACAACCUUUGGCGCGUUGCUAAUCCUCGACAGGGCAAUGAAAGGAAUCCCACUGCAGCCCAGAGUCGAAGGGACACUGGAAGCCCACCAUCUCCGCCGCGGCUCACAUCUGAGCUCCUCAAAGCUUUGAAGCUCACCAAUGACGUCGAUACGCAGGACCUCCGCAAGAAUGGUACCUUGCAGCGAUACCAAAACGAGGCCAAGAUUCGAAUCCAAGAUCUGCGCCCUCCCGUGGGAAGCUCAGCUGGAUCCGCUUCCCUGAGAAGGGCCGAUCGCUGGGAUGGUAGUGACUGGAUGGCAGAUCAAGAUCACAGCCUCUCUCAGCAGCCAUUCCAUUCUAAAGACAGCUACAAGGUCUGGCGUAACGUCAAAGACUACGGCGCUGUCGGGGAUGGAGUCACUGAUGACACGGACGCCAUACAGAAGGCAAUAUCCGAUGGUAACCGCUGUGGCAAAGGCUGUCCUGAGUCAUCUGUCAGCGGAGCAAUAGUUUAUUUUCCCAGUGGUGUCUAUCGUGUUGACCGCUCAAUUGUGCUGUAUUACAACACGCAGAUUGUCGGCAGCGUAAAAGGCACAAUUGCUACGAUUCAAUCGGCUAGGAACUUUAUUGGGCUUGGUGUCUUCACGACAGAUGUCUACCUUCCCGAUGGCCAUUCUGAAUGGUAUCUCAACACAAGCAAUUUCUAUCGGAGUAUUCGGGGACUGCAAAUCGAUGUCCGCUUGACCAGGCAGAAGGGCAUGGUAGGUAUUCAUUGGCAAGUGGCGCAAGCGACCACCAUCGAAGAAACCAGCGUGAUGAUGUCGAAUGCUUCCUCGACGACUCAAAUUGGCAUUUUUGCGGAAAAUGGCAGUGGAGGUUGGAUGGGAGACAUUACGAUUAGCAACGGCGAAUACGGUAUCCUGGCUGGAAGUCAGCAGUAUUCGGCGUCCCGAAUCAAUAUUAUCGGUUCCCAAAAAUGUAUCGGUCUAAUAUGGAACUGGGUCUGGUCGUGGUCGCAUCUUCGCCUAGAAGGUUGUAAAGUCGGUAUUGACCUCACUGCGGCCGGCUCUGAUUCGAAAUCUCCUGUUGGCUCGCUUUCCGUCGUCGAUUCCGCCAUUAUAAACUGCAAUACUGCCAUCAAAACAUACCCCUUUACCUUAACACAGGGGAAGGAGCAAGGUUCAACUAUUAUCACAUUAAGUCACUCCCAGAUUUACAAAUCCGCCACAUUCAUCGGAUUUCCAAAUGGGGCUUCAAUCUCAAAAAAUGUCGACGACUGGAAAAUUGAUUACUGGCAAUUCGGCAAUGAUUUUAAGCAAGGAGGCGUUGCCCACGGAGAAUCAAUGCCCGCUGAAAAUCGGCCAGCAAGCCUCUUGGAUAGCAAUGGCAAUUGGUUCAGUACCGGAAAGCCUGUUUUUUACAAUCGCAGCAAAGACCAGGUCGUCAAUGCAAGACUUCAUGCUGCAGGCGAUGGCAAAACAGAUGACACGGUCGCUCUUCAAUCCCUGUUCCAAUAUGCCGCGGAGAACAAUCUUUUGCUCUAUAUUCCAGCCGGCGUCUACAUAAUUUCAAGCCCCUUACUUAUCCCGUCCAAUACUCGCAUCCGAGGCGAGGUCUGGUCUCAAUUUAUGGCUGUAGGCGACAAAUUCUCCGACGCUAAGCAUCCCAGGCCCAUGCUCACAGUCGGCCAAGGAGAGAAAAAUGGCUUGGUACAGAUGGAGAACUUGUUGUUUACAUCCCGAGGAUCGUUGCCCGGCUUAGCCUUAGUGCAAUGGAAUCUCCAAUCGACUAAGCAGGGUGAUGUAGGCAUGUGGGAUUGUCAUUUCCGAGUGGGUGGCGCCACUGGUACCGAUCUGCGCAAGGCGGAUUGUCCCAAGCUCUCUGGCAACGUGAACAGUAAAUGCAUUGCAGGUGCCAUCAUGCUUUUGAAAACGGAGAAGGGUAGCGGAUAUUUUGAGAACAUGUGGGCGUGGGUAGCCGAUCAUGAUCUCGACGACCCUGCGAGUGACGAUUCAAACCAAAUCAAUGUUUACUUUGGCAGAGGCAUUCUAAUUUGGGGCGAUGGGCCGACAUGGUGGCGUGGCACCGCGUCGGAGCACAGCGUCAUGUACCAGUAUAACAUUGUCGGCGCCUCUAACGUGUAUAUGAGUAUUAUUCAAACAGAGUCCCCUUACUUUCAAGGAACUUCGUUCUUGCAGGCCCCAGCUCCGUUUGCCGUGGACAACUGGAUUGGGGAGCCUUCUUUUGAUACAUGCGGUAGUGCAACUACAAACUGCAACGUCGCUUGGGCUCUUAUUGUUCAAAAUUCCGACGGCGUCUACAUUGACGGCACGGGCCUUUACUCUUGGUUCCAAAACUACAGUCAGGACUGUGUGGGGAAGAAGAAUUGCCAGCAGCGCCUUGUCAAUGUUUACAACUCCGCCAAUGUCUUCAUCUCACAUCUUGUCACCGUUGGGUCUGUUGAAGUGGUGACGCCUGGGAUCAGCAACCAGUACAACCGCAUCAUCUAUGCGGAGGACACGCUCGAAGCUACUGUUUACCCCUGGUGGACUGCGAUUGCUAGUUAUCUUGACAGCAACGACAAGAUAAAUGUUACAAACAAGCCUUAUCCCAUCAGAGAGGGUUGGGUGUCGUUUGGCGAUUCGUACGCUGCGGGUAUUGGCGCUGGCACUCCAUGGGACGAUACGAAAGGAUGCUACCGUGGAACCGGCAGCUACCCCGCGAUCUUGGACUACCUAGUUCGAGCAGUGCAUCAAGGGAGACCCCAAUGGCAGAAUUUCGCAUGUAGUGGAGAGACUGCUGAUCAGUUCCACAAAGGAGAAGGCGCUUCGCAGCUUCAGGACUGGAUACCUAUGACUUCAGAUAUUGCCACGGUCUCUUUUACAGGCAAUGACUUUGGGUUCGCGGACAUUGUCAGCCAUUGUCUCAUGGGAUAUCCUAGAGGGUCUUACAAAGAACAAUGUGACACGGACAUCGCGCACACCAAAAUAAAAUUGAACACCGACGGCAAGGUGGAAGGCCUUGUUCACGACAUCCUGGAUGAUAUCUUCAAAAAGAAAGACGGCCAUGGCCGCCUCAUGGUCUACUGGACUGGGUAUCCGGAAUUCUUUGACGCUUCUGAAAGCACCUGCGAUGCCUCCUAUUUUUCCAACUUGCUCAUCUGGAGCGGUCGAUACUUGACAAAAGAGCUGCGGCUCCAGCUGAACGACUUCUCCAGAAGCCUGAAUCAGCAGGUUGAGUUCGCCAUCCGCCGUUACACUCAAUUCGAUCCCUCUCUAAGGGUUAAAUUCGUCGACAUUGAUACCGGUAGCAGGAUUUACACGGGGCACCGUUUCUGUGAGCCGGGCGUCAAAGAAACGCUCGAUACGGAGGCUGGUCAGAACACGGUCGCCUUCUUCUAUCCCAAUGGCUGGGACGACGUUCCGAAUGAAGUUGGCUUUUCUAUGCCACCAGCGAAAAACAAAAACGCGCCGGGCGGUUGGUCCAUCUCCGUGCAGAGUUCAACGUGCAGCGAUAGCGAGGACCCCGACGAGCCCCUCGGACCCAUGCUUUGCUCCGCUGCAAAGGACAUUGCCAACGGCACCCUAACGAUCAACGACCUUACAAAUGCAGGAGGCCAAGGUGGUAGCUCGGUAGUGAAGAAUUCGGACGGAUCUGUGACAAUUACUGAUUAUUCGGUUGCCUAUAUGAAAAUGUUUCAUCCUAAAACGCGGGCCAACUGGCACAUUGCGCAGGCUAUCCACGGCGCUAUGACUCUCAACCUCAAUUGA